AAUAGCAUUAUUGUUAAGGGAAUUGGGUCACCUCACCUGGCACCGGUAUACAGCCCUCACCGCUCUCUCACACAACACACACUAAAUACUCUACUUUAGAGAGAGAAAAAAAAGGUCUUGAUCGCUGCACUUGGCGGCCGAAACCCUAAUCUACGCUCCGAUCACCACCUUAUCAUUCGUUGAUUCUUAUUCCAAUUCGCCCUCUAUUCUCAAUCUAUUUUGCUUCUUUCUGUGUCUUCCUUUAAUGGUGUCGGACAGCUCGCCCCCUUCCGGAGACGCCGUCCCCAACGGCGGCGGGGUCAGCAGUCCCCAAUCACGCCGGCGGAGCCUCCACUCUCCGUGGGCUUCGGUUGUCCGCGGAGAUUCCGAGCAGAACUCCUCCCCCACUGCCGCCGCCGCGGCCACCUCGCCUGGUUCUUCGUCUUCUCCUCCGGCGGAGGAGGCUUCCGCCUUGGAUAACUCUUUGAUUGAGACUUCGGGCUCAGAACCCCACCCGGAAAACUCUGAGAAUAACGGCGACAGCAAUGCUGGUGGCCCGAGGAGGCCGGCUUGGAACAGGCCGCUGAACGGCGUUGCUGAGCCCGCUUCUGUUAUGGGUGGCGCCGUCUCUUGGCCCACGCUCUCGGAGACCACCCGGCCUGUUCAGAGAUCGUCGUCGGAUGCUUCUAGGCCCGUCUCUGAUGGAUCAGCCCCUUCGUCGCAGGUUAAUGCUCCUAUAAUAUCGCAACCUCCUCAACGAUCAGCUCAUAGUAGUGCACAUGGUAAUCAUGGUAAUUCCGGGGGAAAUAAUCCAAAUCCUGCUAGAAUAAGAAGGAAUCAUCGUGGUGGCAGUGGCGGUGGUGGGGGUGGGGGUGGUGGAGGUAGCUCCUCAGGGAGUGGACCAUCUCAGGGUACUUUUAAUCAGCCCUCUCUCCCAAUGCCACCACCAUUUCCUGUUUUUGAAGUACCGUUUGGGAUGAUUCCUGCUGUUCUAGAUAAUUCUGUUAGAGGUCCAAGACCUAUGGGAGGAGUUGGGGCCUCACAGUCACCUACUGGCAAUGACCAUUCUAAUCAGAGGAGUAAUUCAAGGAGGAAUAACUAUGGCCCCCGUCCUCGCGGAGAUGGACAGUACCACAACAACCAUGGAGGAAGGCGUGAUCAAGAUCGCAGAGAAGUUCAUCAUCCCCCUCAGUAUGCUCCCCCUCCCAUGGGAUAUAUGCCACCUCCACUGCCACCUGGUGCUGCCCCGUUUAUGGCACCCCCACCCAUGAGAGUUUUCCCUGGUCAAAUGGGCUUUGAUAUGACGACUCCUUUUAUCUAUGUGCCACCUAUGCCACCAGAGUCUUUUAGGGCUAUGCCCAUUGUCCCUCCUCUGCAGCCAAUGAUUUUCCCUCCUGCUAACGAGAAUCCAUUAACAAAUAUGAUUGUCAAGCAAAUAGACUUUUACUUCAGCGAUGAUAAUUUGGUGAAAGAUAGCUAUUUGAGGUCUAAGAUGGACGAUCAUGGCUGGGUGCCCGUUUCUGAGAUAGCCACAUUUCGGCGAGUUCAGCUUUUAACAAACGACAUCCCUUUGAUUUUGGAGUCCUUGAGACAUUCUAUGGUUGUGGAAAUACAGGAUGACAAGGUUAGGAAGCGUAAUGACUGGAGUAAGUUUUUACUUUCGACUGGUGUCGUCAAUUCUGAUUCUGGCUCCGGCGCCUCAAGUUCAGCUCCGGAAAAUGUUCUGGCAACCUCAUUACAAGAGGUCUCACUGGGUGAUGCCAUAGUCCAUGCGAAUGGCAAUGUUGAUGCGAGGGCAGGUCACAUGGAAAUGGCUGCUGGUCAGUUACCUGCGGAUUCAACUAACCAGUCUGGGUUAGCGAAUGGAGAUAACACUGAUGAAGACCAUUCGAGUAGCUCGUGACAUGUUCUUCAACGAAAGUUUUGCACAGCCAAGCACGAGGAGAGGGAUGACGGAGUAUUUGUAAUUUAUCAGACACAAGAAGGAUUGGAGAAGAAUACGGAGCUGACCUAGUUUAUCUCACCACAUGGACAACUGUUUGUACUUGUCCUGUUCACUAGUUGAUUUUUGGAAGCAACCAGGAGAGACGAUAUAAGGUGCACUUUCUUCAGUACACGGGCAUUACGAAAACAAAAAAAAAAAUAUUGGUUUCUUUGCCCAACAUGAGAGUGAAGCUCUGCAUGGUUUUGGUUGAUACUUGCAAUGCCUCUUGAAUACCAUUAUGAUAUGUGCUCUUCACUCAUUUUUGAAUAUUCUUGCUACUAAUUCGCUUCCAUCGAAUUUGCUUCCUACAUUUUGGGGCAUAUCAUAAUAUGCACAUCUCAAGUCCAAGUAUAGGGCACUUGUGACAGAUGUGUUUUUAUGUCGAUUGAAUGCUGCUGGUGUAAGAUUAUUUUGUCACUGGAUGUGCAUGAAUGUUAUACUCACUCCAUGAUUGCUUCA
Molecule: messenger RNA, 2422 nt
Organism: Salvia miltiorrhiza (redroot sage)
Lineage: Eukaryota; Viridiplantae; Streptophyta; Magnoliopsida; Lamiales; Lamiaceae
Product: la-related protein 1B-like
Exons: 8
Coding region: 245-1882 (545 amino acids)
Molecular function (GO): RNA binding
Source: RefSeq, a predicted model, not a curated record